GCAAUUUCGUCGACGAAGCAGCAACACAGUGGCUCUCAAAUGCUCGAGAUCGUUUAGCGAGCCUACGGGUUAGAUAGGUCCGUAUCUCGUCAUUCAAAAAGAUAUCUAAAGGGAGUUGGUUAUUAUGUUCAGUGACAGUGUUAAAGACCAAAAGAUUGUUUCCUUCCUUCAAGAAGGAGACGCAGUUGUCUUGAGAAGCAUUGGUGUUUAAGAAUUUGUUAAACAAGGUUCAAUUACAUAGAGAUCGUAUGCCAGGGAACAAGUACGACAACAGUCCAACCUAUUACUCUUCAGGUAGUCGAGUUGAAAGACUACUGAGAGAUAGGGAGAUAAGGAAAAGCAGCAGGGCUUCUCACUCAAAUGAGACAACUGAAAACAAUAAGGGUACAACUGAAAAUAAUAAGGGGACUCAGCCAUUUGAUCCUGAUGUGUACUUGAAUGAAGAUGAUUACUCAAGAAUUUCCAGUGCUGAACACUUCCCUGAAGGGGCUGCAGUUCCAACGAUAAAUAAUGAGGGGUGUGAAAAGCAAGAUGUAAGGCCUAUAAGACAACGACUAUUGGUGGUUGCUAACAGGCUACCUGUCUCUGCUGUCAGGAGAGGUGAAGAUUCAUGGUCUUUGGAGAUAAGUGCUGGGGGUCUAGUCAGUGCUCUUCUGGGCGUGAAGGAGUUUGAGGCAAGAUGGAUUGGUUGGGCUGGUGUGAAUGUGCCAGAUGAAAUUGGACAAAAAGCACUUACUAAAGCUCUAGCUGAAAAGAGGUGUAUUCCAGUAUUUCUUGAUGAGGAGAUUGUUCAUCAAUAUUACAAUGGCUAUUGCAACAACAUACUGUGGCCUCUUUUCCAUUAUCUUGGACUUCCACAAGAAGAUAGACUUGCUACAACCAGAAGUUUCCAGUCGCAGUUUGCUGCAUAUAAGAAGGCAAAUAAAAUGUUUGCUGCUGUGGUUAACAAGCACUAUGAGGAGGGUGAUGUUGUUUGGUGCCAUGAUUACCAUCUCAUGUUUCUUCCAAAAUGCUUGAAAGAACAUAACAGCACAAUGAAAGUUGGUUGGUUUCUACAUACCCCAUUUCCUUCGUCUGAAAUUCAUAGGACAUUACCAUCUCGAUCGGAACUCUUGCACUCAGUUCUUGCUGCAGAUUUAGUUGGUUUUCAUACAUAUGAUUAUGCCCGCCAUUUCGUUAGUGCUUGUACUCGCAUUCUUGGACUGGAGGGUACGCCUGAAGGAGUUGAGGAUCAAGGGAGGCUUACUCGAGUUGCUGCUUUUCCCAUUGGUAUAGACUCAGAUCGGUUCAUACGGGCACUUGAACUUCCUCAAGUCCAGGAACACAUCAAAGAACUGAAAGAAAGAUUUGCUGGGCGCAAGGUAAUGUUAGGUGUUGAUCGCCUUGAUAUGAUUAAAGGAAUUCCUCAAAAGAUAUUGGCAUUUGAAAAAUUCCUCGAGGAAAACCCAGCUUGGCGUGACAAAGUAGUCUUGCUGCAAAUUGCUGUGCCAACUAGAACAGAUGUCCCAGAAUAUCAAAAACUCACUAGCCAGGUUCAUGAAAUUGUUGGACGAAUUAAUGGCAGAUUCGGAACCUUGACCGCAGUUCCGAUACAUCAUCUGGACCGUUCUCUUGAUUUUCAUGCAUUAUGUGCUCUCUAUGCUGUUACUGAUGUUGCACUCGUCACAUCUUUGAGGGAUGGUAUGAAUCUUGUCAGUUACGAGUUUGUAGCAUGCCAAGAUGCAAAGAAAGGGGUCCUCAUUCUUAGUGAGUUUGCUGGGGCUGCACAGUCUCUAGGUGCUGGAGCAAUUCUAGUGAACCCGUGGAAUAUCACAGAAGUUGCUAAUGCAAUUGGCCAAGCUUUGGAUAUGAAACCCGAUGAAAGAGAAAAACGACAUAAACAUAACUUUGAUCAUGUGACUACACACACUGCUCAAGAAUGGGCAGAGACUUUUGUAAGUGAACUGAAUGAUACUGUGGUUGAGGCGGAAAUAAGGACAAGAGAUGCCAAACCCCCAUUUCCUAGCAAGCAUGCAAUUGGAGGUUUUCUGAAGUCUAAUAAUCGAUUGCUUAUACUGGGAUUCAACGCAACAUUAACUGAACCAGUGGACACACCAGGGAGAAGGGGUGAUCAAAUCAAAGAAAUGGACCUUAAAUUGCAUCCAGAGUUGAAGGAACCCUUAAGGGCACUUUGCAAUGAUCCUAAAACAACGAUCGUUGUUCUCAGUGGAAGUGAUCGAAAUGUCCUAGAUCAUAACUUUGGGAAGUUUGACAUGUGGUUGGCAGCAGAGAAUGGAAUGUUUUUACGGCACACAAAAGGAGAAUGGAUGACUACAAUGCCUGAGCAUUUGAAUAUGGAAUGGGUUGACAGUGUGAAGCAUGUCUUUGAGUAUUUCACAGAAAGAACGCCAAGGUCACAUUUUGAUCCCCGUGAAACUUCCCUAGUAUGGAAUUACAAAUAUGCAGAUGUUGAAUUUGGAAGACUUCAAGCAAGGGAUAUGUUGCAGCAUCUGUGGACUGGCCCAAUUUCGAAUGCUUCUGUUGACGUUGUUCAAGGCAGCCGUUCUGUUGAAGUGCGAGCGGUUGGCGUGACAAAGGGUGCUGCAAUUGAUCGUAUCUUGGGAGAGAUAGUCCAUAGCAAAGCCAUGACAACACCAAUUGACUAUGUGCUGUGUAUUGGUCAUUUUCUCGGAAAGGAUGAAGAUGUGUACACUUUUUUCGAGCCAGUUCUUCCUGUCGAUACCUUUGGUAUAACAAGAACCAAGGCAGCUGAUAGUGUGAAGUUACCGUGUGAAAGAAAAUCUUCUAUGAAGCUUCCAGCAAAUAAGAAUGGGCCAAAAUCAUCCAACAGCCGAGCGCAACGACCACUGUCAAAUUCUGAGAAGAAAAUUGCCAACCACAACUCUGGGAGUGGGCGGCGACCAUCACCAGAAAAAAGUUCGUGGAAUGUACUCGAUCUUAAGGUAGAGAACUACUUCUCUUGCGCUGUUGGCCGGCCUAGGACAAACGCUCGGUAUCUACUUGGUUCACCCGAUGAUGUUGUCUCGUUCCUCAAGGAACUGGCUGAUACAUCUUUGUAAAGCUCUUCCUUCGGUGCAUCUGAUUUACAAGCUUAGAGACCAAUUUUGGGUUCUUGAACCGUAGUGUGGUAGCACAUUUGUUCCUUACUAUUCUUGUUAUGGCCUUUGUUUUUUUUUUUUUGGGAAACUUUGAUUCGAUGGCCACAAAAACUUACUAGAAACCACAGUUACCAAUAAAAGAUUAUAAAAGAGUUACUUUCUUGAGACAUACA
Molecule: messenger RNA, 3271 nt
Organism: Morus notabilis
Lineage: Eukaryota; Viridiplantae; Streptophyta; Magnoliopsida; Rosales; Moraceae
Product: alpha,alpha-trehalose-phosphate synthase [UDP-forming] 1
Exons: 19
Coding region: 249-3059 (936 amino acids)
Biological process (GO): trehalose biosynthetic process
Cellular component (GO): cytosol
Molecular function (GO): alpha,alpha-trehalose-phosphate synthase (UDP-forming) activity
Source: RefSeq, a predicted model, not a curated record